AUGCGAGGAGCUGAAGGCGAAGGUGAUGGUUGUGCCAUCAGAGGCGUUCCGCAAACCCGUUUAAGGGAAUUCGUUGACCUUUACUCCUCUUUGGGUUGGAAUUCCCUUGUUUGUUAUGCUCAUUAUCUAUCCGCAUUCAAUAAGGAAAGCGCCGUGCCUUUGGCAUUUUAUGUUUUUGAUGAACUUAUCGAGGUGCUAAGGACUAGACCAUGUCCUGUUGUAUUUGCUUGUUUUUCUGCCGGAUCAAAAGCCUGUCUGUACAAAUUAUUUCAGCUCAGUGAAGGAAGAUGUCCAGCUCCACUCAAUUUGCACGACUGUCAAUUGUUUAGGAACUGUAUUUCUGGACAUAUAUAUGAUUCUGGGCCACUAGAUGUUACAAGUGAUUUUGGCUUCCGUUUUUCUCUACACCCUUCAAUUGCAAAAGUGCCCGGCCCAUCAAAGCUUGUUUCUUUGGUAGCAAAGUCUGUUGCAUCUGGUUUAGAUGCUUUAUACUUGACUCGAUUUGAAUCCCAAUCAGCUGAACACUGGCAGGCUUUAUAUUCUUCUGUUAAUUUAGGGGCUCCGUUUCUCAUUUUAUGUUCGGAGAAUGAUGACCUUGUGAGAUAUCAAAGUAUCUAUGAUUUUGCCCAACGACUACGCUGUCUCAACGGUGAUGUCAAUCUUGUAAAUCUGAGAAAUUCCUCCCAUGUUGGUCACUACAAACAUCAUCCAAUCCAAUACAGAGCUGCUGUAAGCCUUUUAUUGGAGAAGGCCGUGUCAACAUAUUCACGAAAAGUGAUACUUGAACGAGAAAGGACUGGUAUCGAUGGUACGCACGACGAGAUAUCCGAGUUAAUCUGUGAUCUGCAGAAAGUUGCAAUUAAUUCAAAUGAAAGCUUUAGAAGAGUUGCAGUGGGGCCAAGUGACCACUUCUUUUUGCCUAGUUCAGCCGAACAUACCAACAAUGACAGACAAUCUGGGAUUUCACGCGAGGAACCGAAAGAAGAAUCUGUCUGUGUUCCCAGCUUCCCAAGCAUCAGCGCUCACAGUGUUCUUGGGCAAUUUCUUUUCGACGUUUGUGUUCCUAAGAAUGUUGAAGGUUGGGAUGUGAUGUUUUGUGGGAAUCUAAAUGGGAGGACGCGUGCUUCAGUGACUAGGAAUUCACCUUCCAGAGGCAUUAAACGUGUUGGUCGCUCCAGGUUAUGA
This is a messenger RNA of Vicia faba (fava bean), 1185 nucleotides long. The record is from the annotation of a GenBank genome assembly. Lineage: Eukaryota; Viridiplantae; Streptophyta; Magnoliopsida; Fabales; Fabaceae.